Molecule: messenger RNA, 2992 nt
Organism: Gracilinanus agilis (Agile Gracile Mouse Opossum)
Lineage: Eukaryota; Metazoa; Chordata; Mammalia; Didelphimorphia; Didelphidae
Gene: RIN3
Product: Ras and Rab interactor 3
Exons: 10
Coding region: 93-1913 (606 amino acids)
Biological process (GO): vesicle-mediated transport; signal transduction
Cellular component (GO): endocytic vesicle; cytosol
Molecular function (GO): guanyl-nucleotide exchange factor activity; small GTPase binding
Source: RefSeq, a predicted model, not a curated record
UUCUUCUCGGGGGAAGCCGAGGGGCUGCUGCCUGCAGGAGGGACUCGGAAAGCCCUUCUGAAGUGUGAGUUACCCCCAGUGACUUGGCGAGGAUGAUGAAACCGGCGGGGGACCGAGGAGUCGGGGACCACCCCGGUCCUGUUCCAGAUAUUGGACAAGGAAAGAAAGAGGAGAAGGCAGAAGAAGAAGGGGAAGGAGAGGAAGAAGACUCUGAAUCCUUUUGGUCGACUGCCCUAAAGAGUCGCUUUCCUCGGGGAAUUAGUGUUCUUGAGAAGCUUAUUGCAACCUGCCCAGUCUGGCUGCAGUUGGACAUGGACCGGGACAAGGCAGCUCAGAUCCUACAAGGGGAAACAACUGGGAUCUUCUUAGUCCGGCGGGAAAAUAAUCUCAAGCACAUGAUCCUCUCAGUCCAGUUUCCUUCCGUAAAUGAAUCUCUUGCUGAUGUGCUGGAAUACAACAUUAAAGAAGAAAAAUCAAUCCUGUACCUGGAAGGAUCCGUUCUUGUAUUUGAGGAUAUCUUCAAACUGAUAGCUUUCUACUGUGUCAGUAGAGAUUUGCUGCCUUUCACCUUAAGACUGCCUCAGGCGAUUUUGGAAGCCAACAGCUUUAAAGAGCUUGAAACCAUCUCUAACCUGGGACUAGGUUUCUGGGACUCGUCUCUAAAUCCUCGGAGAAGGAGAGAUACCACAGGGGAGCUCCCAAAGGGCUCAGCUCCGGCUGCACCCCCAGCCACCAGCCUGAGGUCCCCACCACGUUACACAGACUGCUCGUGUGAAAUUGAGUUGUCAAUAGGAAACGACAGAUUGUGGUUCGUGAAUCCUAUUUUUAUAGAGGACUGCGGCAGCCCACUACCCCCAGAAGAACCUCUCCUUCGAAGCUGCCAGGCCAAUUCGGUUCCCUCUGGUGCUACCUCACCUGUAUCUAGAAGAACUCCUCGAAGGCGCCCUCCCCCUCCCCCUACCCCUCCUCCUCUAUCUUCUCUCUCUUUGGUUCCUGCAAAAGCCAUUGUGGAAUCCGCCUUAUAUAAAUGUGUGCUGAAGCCCCUGAAGGAAGCCAUCAAUUCACACCUCCAGGAGAUCCACAACAAGGAUGGGACCCUCCAGCAACUAAAGGGAAAUCAAUUAGUCAUCUUGGCCACCACCACCACUGACCUGGGGGUGACAACCAGUGUGCCAGAAGUGUCCGUCAUGGAGAAGAUCCUUCACAAGUUCACCAGCAUGCACAAGGCCUACUCUCCUGAGAAGAAGAUUGCCAUCCUGCUCAAGUCCUGCAAGCUCAUCUAUGACUCCAUGGCCUUAGGGAACCCAGGGAAACCCUAUGGAGCCGAUGACUUUCUCCCAGUCCUCAUGUACGUCCUAGCCCGAAGCAACCUGACAGAAAUGCUUCUUAAUGUUGAAUACAUGAUGGAACUCAUGGACCCAGCCCUGCAGCUAGGGGAAGGUUCCUAUUAUCUCACCACGACCUACGGGGCCCUGGAACAUAUCAAGAACUACGACAAGAUCACUGUCACUAGGCAGCUCAGUGUGGAGGUCCAGGAUUCCAUCCACCGCUGGGAACGCCGCCGGACCCUCAACAAGGCCCGAGCCUCUCGCUCAUCUGUGCAGGACUUCAUCUGCAUCUCCUUCCUGGAGCCUGACAACCAAGCACGGACGUUGGCAUCAAAGUCGGACACAUUGGCCGAGCAGCUAAGAGCCCAGUGUGCUGAGAAGUUUGAAGUGGAUCAGCCCCAAGACUAUAGACUCUUUGUUCUGGUGGAUGGCAAGUGCUUCCAACUGGCGGAUGAUUCACUUCCCCACCACCUCAAAGCCUACCUACUGAAGAGCGAGCCCAAGAGAGAUUUCCAUUUUAUUUAUAAAGCAGCAAACAGAGGAGAGACCCAGACCCCCAUUGUAAAGGAACCAAACUUCCUCUAAGAGUAAGGUUGUCCUUGCAGUUCUACGUGAAGAAGAAGCAGAGGUAUAUGUGUGUGAAGUGUUUACAGAGCUGGUAGAUUCAAGUCUGAGAUUUGGAUCUCACUAAGAUGCAGUAUUUCCCCAACAUCCUUGCUCCUACUAUUAGAAGAAAACCAUUGUGGACCAACCAGGGCAAUAGCGUGUAUGUAUACACACGUGCGUGCACACACGCACACACACAGAGCCUUUAGGGCUUAGAAUCAUAGACUCUUUCUCAUGAUACAUUAAACGCAUCUGGCCCAGCCUCCCUCAUUUUAAAAAUGAAUUUCCCAUAGGAGGGAAAUUACUUUUCUCAGUAGGGUCACACAGCGAGUGAGAAGUAAAGCUGGAAUUUUUCAAACUUAGGUCUCGUGUUUCCAAACCUCCUAAAGCUCUCUGAGAGCCUCAACCUUUUCCAGGAAAAAGUUCAUUGAAGAAAUGACUCCUAAAUUAUAAUAGGCCUAGAACUGCCCAACCUUGGAGGAAGGCAGGAAGAGGAGGCAGGGGAUCAUACUUCUGGGGGCCCUGUGAUGGCAGUCAGCCAGGUCCAUCUUCAAGACCAACAAGGCAAUGGCAGUUGGCCAGGUGUGAAUUCCUGUCCUGGGCCAUCCAUGAAUCACCCCUCUUGAAGUAAAGCCCCUAUGGAAGUGCUCAUGUCCCAGAGGUGGGCUAGCACACCACAUGUCCUAAGCAGUGUGAAGGGAUAUGUUUAAGAAAUCUUUCUUGCACUGUAGCAGGCUUUAGGAGAAGCUCAGGACCUUCAUGGGAGAGAGAAGGGAGACUUUGCCACCAUCACUUCAGCUGGACACCUCAGGGGCUAAGCCAGAACCAGAGGAAGGGGUGGUCCCGUUGCCUUUGACUCCACUAUCCUCAGAAUGUUUAUCUCAUCACAAUGAAGAAUGGAGCCCCCCAAUUAUCCAUUUCAAUUGAUUGGAAAACUGACAGGAACUUUUCCUCUUGUUGACACAAAUUAACAAGGGAUGUAGCGACCCAGUGAUUAGGGGGCACUGUAUAAGUGUAAAGUACUUUGGAGAAUUUAAUAAACGUAAUCUUGAAACCAA